CCCUCUUGCCUCCAGCCUCCUCUGCCGGCGUCCUUCAGGUCAGACAGCCCAAGCAGCAGCAGUAGUAUCUCAGAGACGCCGUGAUGGUGAAGAAGGUUGUGGUGAAGGCAGUGGGAGGAUUGGAACAACUGCAGCUGGCAGGCAAGAGCACCGCCUUGCUUUCGGCGCCUCUACCUGUGAUCCACGCUGCUCUGUUCUGUUCUCUCCUCGAUCUCAGAUAUAACAACAAAGGAGAACAUGACUUAAUUCUGCAUCCUCAGUCCUUGCUCGUGACUCCUACUCUUGUCGCGGCAAAUUCAGGAUAUUACUGAAGUUACAGUUUCUAGGGUACAGAACGCGCCACUGCAAGACGUCAACAGUGUAUCUUCUUGUCUACUUAAAGACCAUCUACGGAACAGCCAGUGUGUCUCGAAUGCAGAGUAAGCUACUUCAGUGCAGCUACAGUAUGUUUUUUUGAUGCAGAACAAGCCACAACAAUAACUACAGUGUCUUAUAAAUACAGAACAUGUCACUACAGGAGAACUGCAGUAUAUCUUAAACGCACAACAAGCCGCUACAGGAUAUAUGCAGCACUUCAUGUUGUUUGCUUUAAGAGCCACUACAGUACAGCUGCAGUGUCUCAUAAAUACAGAGCAAGGCACAAGAAGAUACACAGCAUCUCAUGUCCACUGACUCAGCUACUACAAGACUUGAAGGUUCUGUCAAAUUAGGCUCUUAGAUUAUUCUUAUGUGCCAACCUUGUAUGUUAUUAUUAUGAACCUUGUAGUGAACUCACCAUCACCUCAUCACUUAUUGACUUAGACUAGACGAGUGGAAACGGAAACACUCACCACGUCUCCAUUCCUCGACCUAUCGUCCCACCUUUGCCUUCAUCAUGUUGUACUUAGAGGACUUCCUGGAGGUGAUAGAGCAGAUCCCACAGGAGAUCCGGGACCGCACAACAGAUCUGCGAGAGCUGGACCUUGGCAUCCAGAACACGUCAGACCAACUGGAGGAGCAGAUUAAGACUUUCUUUGGGAAUGCCAGGAAGAUGAAGCCACAGGAACGGGACGCUGAGUAUGAGAAAAUCCGCAAGGAGUACUACCGGCUGCUGGACGAUGCCGAUGAGAAGGUGAGCAUCGCCACCAACAUGCAUGACCUGUUGGAGCGCUAUGUGAGGAAGCUGGACCAAGAGCUGGAAAAAUUCAAGUGUGAGCUGGAGGCUGACAGCCCCGGGGUCACCGAAUUGCUAGAGAAGCGCUCUCUGGAACUCGACGAACCCAUCCGGGACAGCCAGAAGGAAAACCGCUGCUACGUCUCUGCAAACUCAUCAUCCUCUGCCUCUCGGACUGCAGACCGCCGCCAGUCCUCUGCUGCCAAUGCUGCCGCUGCUGCAGCUGCUGCUGCGGCUGCCGCUGCUGCUGCAGCUGCUGCUGCUGCUGCCGCUGCUACUACUGCCCCAGUGAAGAAAGAGGAGAGAAUGGAACCAGCUGCCUUGCCCACUUCAAUGGCUGUCUCCCCGCCCCCUCCUCCGUCUGCCAUAUCCUACACCCUGGGUCACAUGGGAGCAGGGAGCAAUGCCAUAGCAGCUGCUGCCUCCCAAGCCAUUGCUGCCACCCAGCAGAUGCAGCAGGGUCGUCGCACUGCCAGCCUGAAAGCCUCUUAUGAUGCUAUCACUUCCGGAGUGACAGAAUUUUCUAUAGGUAGUGAGCUGGCUAACGCUGCCCAGACAGCUCUUGCAGCCUCUGCUCUGCCCCAGGAAGCCGCCUCCACUACAACAGGAACUGCUGGUAGUUCUUCAGGUUCCAGCAAUAAAAAGCAGAAGAAAAAACACAACCCUGUCAGCAACAUCCCUGCUGCCCCACCUAUGGAGGCCUCCCCUGCCCCCUCAGAUGACCACCUGCACGACGCCUUACUUGACCCCAAUGCCGAGAACCCAGACUGGACCUAUGACCCCAAUGAGCCCAGGUACUGCAUCUGCAACCAGGUGUCUUAUGGGGACAUGGUGGCCUGUGACAACCCUAAGUGUCCUGUGGAGUGGUUCCACUACCCCUGUGUGGGCAUCACUGCACCCCCAAAAGGAAAGUGGUACUGCCCUCAGUGUGCUGCGGCUAUGAACCGCCGGGCAAGAAAGUGAGGCAGGGACAGUAGCAGCCAGAGUGACUGUGAGGUGACUUGGUGUGUAAUGUUUAAGGGACAUGUACAUAAGUAUUUUUGCAUGAAGGAUGUGUACAUAGGUAAUAUUAUAUAUAUUGAGUGUUACAAAUGUCACUGAGAUGUAAAGAUUUUAAAAUUGUCCGUAGACUCCAUAUGCAUUGACAGAGGCAGUUAAAUGGAAGAGGAAAGGAAAUACUUCCCUCAAGGCUUUUAUACUCCAAUGAAUCAGGAAGAGACCAAGACUGUAUUUAUGAACUAUUUUUCACUUUUAUGUUUUAGUUUAUAUGUUCAGCUUUUCUUGGGUGUUGUCUGAUUUAAGUAUGAAGAGGAAAGCAUGUAGUAUAAUAAAUAGUUUUAGGAAGUGGAAGGAAUUCUGUGAGUGUUUAAAAUUUGUUGUCUCAUUUUAUGAAAAGGAUUAAGAAGGAUUAAUUGAAGACGUGUGUGGUAAAACUGAAAGAUGACCUACUUCACUCGUACAAUGGUAAUGGUGCUAAGGAGUGUGUUUAUACUGAUGGAAGAGUUCUAGGUAUUAUUCUUAUCUCAACCAUAGUGCAAAAGAAUCCCACUGAAAUGCAAGACUUGGUAAAGAAAUAAUUUUUCAAUGUAUACUUGGAGUGUGUGUGUGUGUGUGUGUGUGUGUGUGUGUGUGUGUGUGUGUGUGUGUGUGUGUGUAUUAUAUGUAUGGCCUGUGAUGAUCAGCUGUAUCAUUCUAUAUUUCUUCCACUUUAUUCAUUACUGAUAUGUGUAAACAAAACAAGGCAAUACUUAUAGGUUUUAUACAUGAAUUUCCUACUUUUUACUCUUUAUAUUUUCAUGAUUCACAUUGUAGUGCUGUCUGGUAAGAGGGAUCUACUUUUGUAUGUUGUUGUCUAUGUACAUUUCUGUUAAAAGGAUUUAAUUACUUUCUCGUGUUGAGUUGCUUUCAAUAUUUUAACUUACAAUCAAUUUCUGUGUCUGGAUUUGUUCUGAAUUUGGAGUCAGUGUUAAGCUCAGGCAUGAAAUGUGUUUAGAAUUCUCUUCCAGAUCACAGAAUUGGGUCUCGGUAGUAGUUUUCCUAAGUAUGAUGUAUAACUCCUGCUUGCUGCAGUAGUUUAUGCUGCUUGGUAUUAAAAGUGUUGGAAUUUUUCUCAGAGUUGAAAUUUUCAUAAAAGGCUAUAAACAAAAUAUUCUGGCGGUUCUGGUAAAAUAUGGAAGUGUUAACUAUGCCAUGCUUAGUUUGUCUGGUAACGUUUGGAUCCCACACUAAUGAAUUGGAGCUCUGUAGACUCAUAUGGGAACGACUUGAGGGCAUUAACCUGUAUACAUUUUUAUCACUGGCAUAGGUAUACAAGGCAUUAUUGUAUUUUUAAUGACUGAAGAGCCAAGUUAUUAUGUACUUUGUAGUAUUAGCGGUUGUGGAAAAUGUAAUAUACUACAAUGAAAUUCC
Molecule: messenger RNA, 3562 nt
Organism: Portunus trituberculatus (swimming crab)
Lineage: Eukaryota; Metazoa; Arthropoda; Malacostraca; Decapoda; Portunidae
Gene: Ing3
Product: inhibitor of growth protein 3-like
Exons: 2
Coding region: 875-2116 (413 amino acids)
Biological process (GO): regulation of DNA-templated transcription
Cellular component (GO): NuA4 histone acetyltransferase complex
Molecular function (GO): oxidoreductase activity
Source: RefSeq, a predicted model, not a curated record